AUGACCACUCGUUAUCGCGUUGAAUAUGCUCUCAAGACCCAUCGGCGGGAUCAACUGAUUGAAUGGAUCAAGGGUCUGUUGGCCGUUCCCUUUGUGCUGCAUUCCCAGCCGACGGUGAUCUACCAGGAACAUAGCGAGGGGCUCAAGCGUGUCGCCGCAGACACCCACCAGCGCUAUGCCGAGAUCAUGCGUGAUGUCGAGAAUCUGAUCAACGAUCACAUUCAACAUCACCAACGAGAUGCCCCCGGCAAAUCCAAACUCAAACUGCUGGUGCCUACCGUUGGCUACUUUUUUACUCGGCUGCACUUGGAGGAUGCCUUCAAUUACCAGGACGAACACCGAUUUAUCAGCCGGCGAAGAUUCGUCGCCCCUUCCUUCAACGAUAUCCGACUCAUCUUGAACUCCGCCCAGCUACUGGGCCUGGUUCGCUCCAGUGAGGUCGAACUCGUCACUUUUGAUGGAGAUGUGACGCUUUACGAUGACGGUGCUUGCUUGAAUCCAGACAAUCCCGUCAUCCCGCGAAUCUUGCGUCUGCUAGAGCGGGGGUGCAAGGUCGGCAUCGUCACCGCCGCCGGAUAUGAAGAAGCACCCAAGUACUAUGGCCGUCUGCAGGGCCUCCUCGAUGCCGUACACGACUCCAAGACAUUGACUCCGUCCCAGAAGGAGGGAAUCAUCGUGAUGGGCGGUGAAAGCAAUUUCUUGUUCCGUUUCGAUCAGGACUCGGAGUCCCGAUUGACCUACGUGUCCCGCAAGGAAUGGCUGCUGGAUGAGAUGCGCGCAUGGCGCGACGAUGACAUCAAACAGUUGCUGGAUAUUGCCGAGGACUCUCUACGAGCAUGUGCGUCUAACCUUGGGCUGCCGGCUGCCGUGCUCCGCAAGGACCGAGCAGUCGGUGUAUAUCCCGUAAACGGUGUUCGCAUCGAUCGCGAGCUGUUGGAAGAGACCGUGCUGGUUGUUCAGAACACGGUUGAACGGUCAACUGUUGGUUCACGUCUUCCUUUCUGUGCAUUCAAUGGUGGAAACGACGUUUUUGUCGAUAUUGGGGACAAGUCGUGGGGGGUUCGGGCGUGUCAACAAUACUUUGGCGGCAUUGACCCGUCGAAAACCCUGCAUAUUGGUGAUCAAUUCUUGUCCGCCGGGGCGAACGACUUCAAGGCUCGCCUGGCUUCCACGACUGCUUGGAUUGCCAGCCCCGCAGAGACUGUCGAGCUCUUGGAUGAGCUGGAAGCAGCGGUCAGCAAGUGA
Messenger RNA from Penicillium cinerascens, 1245 nucleotides. It is a transcript of the gene isn1, whose product is annotated as IMP 5'-nucleotidase ISN1. Gene Ontology annotation, molecular function: magnesium ion binding. The record is from RefSeq and is a predicted model, not a curated record. The coding region runs from base 1 to 1245 and encodes 414 amino acids. The transcript is spliced from 8 exons. Gene Ontology annotation, biological process: nicotinamide riboside biosynthetic process; inosine salvage; nucleotide metabolic process. NCBI's taxonomy places the organism in Eukaryota, Fungi, Ascomycota, Eurotiomycetes, Eurotiales, Aspergillaceae.